Messenger RNA from Capsella rubella, 1495 nucleotides. RefSeq names its product WAT1-related protein At3g45870. The record is from RefSeq and is a predicted model, not a curated record. Gene Ontology annotation, molecular function: transmembrane transporter activity. Bases 180 to 1340 code for a protein of 386 amino acids. Lineage: Eukaryota; Viridiplantae; Streptophyta; Magnoliopsida; Brassicales; Brassicaceae. Gene Ontology annotation, cellular component: plasma membrane. The transcript has 6 exons.
AUGAUGAUGUCAUCACUUGUUGUUCCCCUGUCUUGUUCAAUCGAAAAUCACGUUUUAACAGAAGGAGUGCUAAUCAAGCAAUCAAUUUUCAAGAUUUUAGUACUCUUUACCCACUCUUCACCCUGGCUUUCAUCUCUUUCUCCAGAAACAGGAAUCGUCGGAAAAAAAGACACCGGCCGAUGGAGAAUGCGGUGGAGAGAGAGGCCUGGAAGGCACACGUGGCGAUGAUCUGUGUGCAAUUGUUUAACGGAGGGUAUCACGUCAUUACCAAAGUGGCUCUCAACGUUGGUGUGAACCAACUAGUGUUUUGCGUCUUUCGUGAUCUCAUUGCUCUCUCUAUUCUUGCUCCUCUUGCUUAUUUCCGUGACAAAAGGACUAGACCUCCUUUGAAUCGACGAUUACUUUUAGCUUUCUUCUUCCUUGGCUUAACUGGGAUAUUUGGCAACCAGCUUUUGUUCCUUAUUGGUCUCAAUUACACCAAUCCAACUUAUGCUGCAGCCAUUCAGCCAUCGAUCCCGGUUUUUACUUUCAUCUUGGCUCUCAUUAUGGGAACAGAGAAACUGAAUUUAUUUAAACUAGAAGGUCAAGCUAAGGUAGGAGGUACAGUGAUUUGUGUUGCUGGGGCGGUUCUGAUGGUUUUGUUUCGUGGACCAGCUUUGUUUGGGGAAACAGAGGCUGACGUCUUGAGUCAUGGUGAAACAAGACACCCUGAAACAUCUGGACACUUCAUGUCUGGCUUUUUCAAUGGACUUGGGAGAUGGAAUCUGGGAGUUUUGUGUUUGAUUGGGAAUUGUACUUGCAUGGCAGCAUUUCUUGCUAUUCAGGCUCCGGUUUUGAAGAAGUAUCCGGCGAAUCUUUCUGUCACAGCAUACUCGUAUUUCUUUGGCACCAUGUUUAUGGUGACAUCUGCUUUUUUCAUGACCAAUGAGUCGACAAAAUGGAGUCUCACAAGAUCUGAGUUCUUUGCAGUUGUCUACGCAGGAGUAAUCGCGUCUGCACUUAACUAUGGUCUCUUGACGUGGUCAAAUAAGAUCUUGGGUCCUUCUUUGGUUGCUCUCUAUAAUCCUCUUCAACCUGCAGCCUCAGCUUUCUUGUCCAGAAUCUUCCUUGGAAGCCCGAUCUACUUGGGGAGCAUUUUAGGCGGAUGUGCAAUCAUCUCAGGUCUUUACAGUGUCACCUGGGCAUCUUACAAAGAAAAAAAAGCAGCAGCAGCAACGAGUGUCAUUCCCAUCACCACAAAGGAAGCUGAACCCUUAAUCUACAAGGACCAUCAUAAGAACAAACCAACAGGACAUCUAUUCACAAAGCCUCCCAUCUCUUCACCAAAAUCCACUGAUUGAACAAAAAUUCUGGCUUCUUGAAACUACUUGGGCGCUCCAAUAUUUUCUUGACCUUUUGCCGACAAGAAGGUGACUAUUGAGUUUUCAAACAGUAUAUAUAUGCGUAUACACAUCAAUAUUUAGGAAAGUCGCAAUAUUAGGCUCAUCUAAUUCAA